AUGUUUUCCAAAAAAGAAGAAAGUGCUCCGGAUAAUUAGAAUUCUAAAAAUAUACUCAAUGAGUUUGAAGAUAAAUUCUCGCCUUUUAAAGUCGGAGACCUAGUUCAAAAUCGAUUUCUUAUCAGUCAUAAAAUAGGCCAAGGUUCGUUUGGAUCCGUAUUCAAGGUUAAUGAUCAAAACAAUAAUAACGUGACAUUUGCUAUAAAAAUUCAGUCGGAAGAUGAUGAAAAAAAUUUAUUAGAAAGAGAAAUAAAGGUUUUAAUUGAACUAAGAAAAUAGAAAGGGUUUCCAUAAAUACGGUUUUAUGGGUAAGAGAGAGGCCAGACUUACUGCAUAAUGCAGAUGUUAGGAUAAAAUUUGGAAUAAAUAUUUAAGAAACUUGGGAGUGUUAUGAAAUUAGGAAGUGUGUUGAGAUUGGGAAUCUAAAUGAUUGAAAGAAUAGCAAUAAUGCAUCAAAGUCGAUUUUUACAUAGAGACAUCAAACCUGACAAUUUUGUUAUAGAUGGCCCUGGCAAUCCUAGACUAUUAUAUUUAAUAGAUUUUGGGUUGUCUAAAUAUUAUAUUAAUAAAAAAGGAGAUCAUAUUGUCUAAGCUAAAAAGGGUGGAUUGAUUGGGACAGCUCGAUACGCAAGUGUAAGUGCUCAUGAAGAGAUUGAACAAUCACGCAGAGAUGAUCUGGAAAGCAUUGGAUAUGUUUUAAUCUAUUUAGCUAAAGGAGCAUUACCAUGGAUGAAUUUAUAAAUAGAAAAAAAAGAUUUAAAAUAUGCGAAAAUUAAGUAAAUAAAAAAAGAAAUUAAAAUUAAUGAAUUGUGCUAGUCACUACCAAUAUGCUUUGAAUAAUUCAUGACAGAUGUAAAAUCUUUAGAGUUUAAAGAGACUCCUAAUUAUGAGACAUUGAAAUCUUACUUUGAGAAACAAAUUGAACUUGAUAAUAAAUAGCAAUCAAAUAUUUAAUAGCCAUUUGUUUAUGAUUGGGAACGCUUGUCUGAAUUUACAAAAUAAAAAAAACAUUAAACAAUUCAUGUAAUGGAAAAUUAAACAAAAAAUUAAGCUAUCCAAAUUGUAGUUAAUCUAAACAAAUAAAAUUAAAUGGCCAAAUAAGACUUAUUUUUAAACCAAUAAAUAACAAAUUCAUAACAAAAUCCAGUCUAAAUCGAAUAAAAUAAAAAUGAAAAAAAAAUAGAAUAACAAUAAGAUUUGACAACUCCUAGCAAUUAAUUAACAAGUCAUCCUUUCGCUAUAAAUGUUAUCGAAAACUAAAAAGAUUAUUUAUAACCUAUAAAAUUAGAUGAAAGUAGAAUUACAAGAAUUUAAAAUCAUUCUACAACACUCUUAUAAAAUCCUCAAUUCAAUUCAUCUUUCUAGUUUGAUUCAUUUCUUUAACCUUCUAUAGCAACAUCUAGAAUGAAUAACUACCUUGAAAGCGAAAGCGUUAAUAGUGAAGGCAAUGUUCUACCUAUUUGGGAUAUAAAUGAAUCAUAGCAAGAAGUUAAGAGAACUGGAAUUUUGGAAGGAAUCAGAAAGCCUAGUUAAGUUAUUCUGAGAAGAGAGAGGAAGAUUCAUUCAUAAAUUGAUACUCUAAAAUAAAUGUAAGAUCUAUUCGUUCAUCCUAAAUAAAUAGAUGGAGACAAUGAAACAAGUGUAGAAGGAUUAGAAUGAAACGAGACUCAUUUAUUAUGUAAUAUAAUGUACUAAACCUUUACCAAUAAUUCUAAAUAAUAA
Molecule: messenger RNA, 1722 nt
Organism: Paramecium tetraurelia
Lineage: Eukaryota; Ciliophora; Oligohymenophorea; Peniculida; Parameciidae
Exons: 8
Biological process (GO): peptidyl-serine phosphorylation; signal transduction; endocytosis
Cellular component (GO): nucleus; cytoplasm
Molecular function (GO): protein serine/threonine kinase activity; ATP binding
Source: RefSeq, a predicted model, not a curated record